Monodelphis domestica (gray short-tailed opossum) is the source of this 3326-nucleotide messenger RNA. It is a transcript of the gene REEP2, whose product is annotated as receptor accessory protein 2. Gene Ontology annotation, molecular function: taste receptor binding; microtubule binding. NCBI's taxonomy places the organism in Eukaryota, Metazoa, Chordata, Mammalia, Didelphimorphia, Didelphidae. Gene Ontology annotation, cellular component: endoplasmic reticulum membrane; endoplasmic reticulum tubular network; cytoplasmic microtubule. The record is from RefSeq and is a predicted model, not a curated record. Gene Ontology annotation, biological process: endoplasmic reticulum tubular network organization.
AGGUCGGGAGGGGAGGGACCGGGGGGGGGGGGGGGGGGGGGGGAGAUGAUCUCGAAAUCUGCAGAAAGUCCCCAGAGGGAAAGGAAGGGAAAACCGGGGUGAUCGAGCCAGAAAAUAAAAGGGGUUCCAGGCAGAGUCGUGGAGAGGUGGUAGAAUCUGGUAACGGAUUAUCCCAAUGUAAGGAGACAUCCAAGAGGGCGGCCCGGCCCGCACUGGGUUGGACCUAGCAGAGCAGGUGCAGGGGAGGGGGGAGGGGGAGGGGCGGGCGCGGGGCCGCCGACAGCAGCGGCCUCCCCUUUAAGAGCCGCCGCCGCCACCGCUGCCGCCCGCAGGCCCCGCGGUUGCUGCAGGAACCUCCCCUUUAACGGCUGUCGCUGCCCAGCUCGCCCGCUCGGGCUUCUCCAUCCUCCAGUCCCGGGGCCCCGGCCCACGGAUCCAGGCGCUCUUGGGGAGCACACCUGGCCCGGCCCCGCCAUGGUGUCCUGGAUCAUUUCUCGCCUGGUGGUGCUGAUCUUUGGCACACUCUACCCAGCUUACUCAUCCUAUAAGGCGGUCAAGACAAAAAAUGUGAAGGAAUAUGUGAAAUGGAUGAUGUAUUGGAUAGUAUUUGCCUUCUUCACCACUGCUGAGACCCUCACCGAUAUUGUGCUGUCCUGGUUCCCUUUCUACUUUGAGCUGAAAAUUGCCUUUGUGAUCUGGUUGCUGUCUCCAUAUACCAAGGGCUCCAGUGUGCUCUAUCGGAAGUUUGUGCAUCCCACACUCUCCAACAAGGAGAAGGAAAUUGAUGAAUACAUCACCCAGGCCCGGGACAAGAGCUACGAGACCAUGAUGAGGGUGGGCAAAAGGGGCUUGAACCUGGCGGCCAAUGCUGCAGUCACUGCAGCCACCAAGGGCCAGGGAGUGUUGUCAGAAAAGCUGAGAAGCUUCAGCAUGCAAGACCUGACGCUGAUCCGAGAUGACGAAGCCUUGCCCCUGCAUGGCCCUGAUGCCCGCCUCCGAUCCUCAGCCAGUGGCCUCCUGGAUCCCAUUGAAGACUUGGAUGACGCUGGCCUGAGCCUCCGGUCCUCAAGUGGGAGCCAGUCAGACACACGAACAGAGGCCUCUGAAGAUGACUUGGGGGACAAGACUGCUAAGCGGGUCAAAUCAAUCAAGAAAGUGCCAAAAACUGAGCCAGUCCUCAAGACACUGAAGACCCGCCCCAAGAAGAAGCCUACAAGUGGGGGGGAGACAGCCUGAUGUGAGCCUCCGUCCUGCCACCUCUGCACAGAGACCCUAGAACAGAACAGCCGCUGCUUCCUAGAUUGAGGGGGCCCCAGGGUGAGGGCAACUCCGGGGGUCUGUGUCCUCAGGCAUGCCCUCAUGGGAGCCACCCCUGCCCCUGCCCCUGCCCCUGCCCCUGCCCCUUUCUCUCCCUGAGCAAGUGAGAGGACCUCGAUGUGAGAUGCUGCCUGUGGGAGGCGUCUGACCAGGGCUGGUGGGCAGGUCUGGGACUUAUUUAUAGUAAGAUGACUGGAGGCAGGCUUUUUCUUACUUUGGACCACUGGUUUGGGAACACUUGGGCCAAGACUGGGGAAGGGAGGGAAUGGAGGGGGUUGUUCCGCUGCCCCCUUAGAAUGACAGCAUUUGGGGCCUUUUGGGUUGGAGGCUUGACAGUUGAAGGACGUGUGCGUCUGUGUGUGUGUCUGUCUGUCUCUAGGACAAAGCCACAUCAGGGAAUCCAUUAGAGCAUCUCUCCUUUGUCUCUGUCCUUCUAGCCUUCCUUCUUGAGCGACCCCACCACCACCACCACCACCACCACCACCACCACCACCACCACCACCACCACUUCAACCCACUUAGUGCCUUGCUGGAUGCCAUGGCAUGCUAUGGGGGGAGGGGCUGAGGGCCUUACCUCACAGAUCCUGCCCCUCCUCCCCAUCCCUGUUUUUAUUAGACUUGGCUGCCCCUUGUCCUCGGGUUGAUGGAGACUGGCAGAAAUACGGGAUGGUGGGCCCCUAGAAAACUUCUCCUCCUCCACUGAAAGUGGAGAGAGUAAGGACACUUGGACAUAAAGCCUCUAGAGUGAAAGGGAUGAAGAGAAGGAGCAAUUUCCCACUGAAAGCCCUCACUAAUAGUAGCCCAUGGGGUUUGUUUUGUGGUGUUUUGGGGGGGAUGAGGGAGAUCUGGGCCUCCCUGAAUCAACCCUUUGCUUUGCUCUCCUCCCAGAGGCCAUUUCCUUGAAUAAUCCCUCUUUUCCUCCCCUUUUCCUUCUCAACUCUCCCCCUCCCCAGUUUCUAUUCAUCUAGUUCCUUGGAUGGGGGGUGGGGGAGAAGAAUCCCUUGGGACAUUUGGAGAAGCCCAAUAACAGAGACUGACUUGGGCAUGGGGUGGGAGGGUGGAAGAUCCAUGAGUGAAUAGAGGGCCUGAGCAAUUGUGUGUGUGUGUGUGAUGGCUUUAAGUGGGAAUCCUUGCAUGGGGCAGGACAAAGACAGUAUGUGUUUUUGCCAGGACACAUGCAUGUCCCAGUUAUGUGCUCUCGUCCUGAGCUGGGAAGAGGAAGAAGGCACUUGGAUUGUGUAUUUACACACACGCACAUGCUGCUCUUUGGGUCUGGGACUUUUAUCUCUGGGUCUCUCGGGUUCAACCAUUGUCUUCCCAUUGUCUUCGUAUCUGUGGGCAGGAAUCCCCAUGUUUUUUCCUACCCCCUUCCGCUUCAUCCCAGUGGUGGGGUCAGCCAUAGAGUUGGUGCUCCCCCAAAGUCCAGGAAUUCUUAUUCUAGUUGCCAUGGGUUCAUCCCCAAACCUACCCCGACACCCCACCACAGCCCCAGCUCCUAUUUGCCCAUAGGGGAAUUAUGAGGUUGGCAUGAGAAGGGCAGGAGGCCUUCCCAAGUUCUGACCACUGUGCUGACUUCCCCUCUCAUCUCUGCAAGCUCAUUCCUACUAGAGUUCUAUUGGGAAGGAGAGAACAGGGAGCUGAGACUCCUAGGGGACCCUUAUCCAUAGAAGGAGCUGGUAAUGGGAGCAAGGCGUGGAUUUGUGGAGCCUCUCCCUUCCUUCCCUGCCCUAAAUUUAACUUUUAGCUCUUGCCUAUCCUUUUCCCCAGAAGAGUUUAUACUGAACUGACCCCAGGCCAGGAGGAUUUUAAAAAUUCUAUCCUAGGUCUCCCAGAGGUAGAGUCAGUUGGGGAGCAUGUGUGUAUAUAUAAAUAUAUGUGUAUGUAUGUAUGUAUGUGUGUGCAUGUGGUGUGUGUGUUCAUGCAUCCAGGGAACUGAAGGAAGGAAAGGCUUGUGGAGGGAGAGCUUGGACCCUUGGCCAUGGGAUGAACCAAUAAACUAAAAUUGGGCA